This is a messenger RNA of Raphanus sativus (radish), 641 nucleotides long. RefSeq names its product casein kinase 1-like protein 12. The transcript is spliced from 3 exons. The record is from RefSeq and is a predicted model, not a curated record. Lineage: Eukaryota; Viridiplantae; Streptophyta; Magnoliopsida; Brassicales; Brassicaceae. Bases 93 to 431 code for a protein of 112 amino acids.
UACUGAAGUACCAACAGUCACAACUAACAGCUCCUCCAUCCCGUGGCCCUGCGGCUGGAACCAGUUCGGCUUUGCCUCCAGGAUUAACCAGCAUGGAUAGAUACGGAGGUGAGGAAGAUGGAGGGAGACCACCGAUGGAUUCGUCAAGAAGGAGAACGUCAGGAGCUCUCGAGAACUCUGGCAACUUGUCAUCAGCUGCUGUUAGAGCUCCAAUGAUGCCAAGCUCGUCGCUGUUCGGACAGUCAGCAGGAUCAUCGAGGAGAGUGACGUCUGAGGAGCUACAGAGAAGCCGUACGGGAAGUGGAUUAAGAAACUCUGGGAUGGUUUCUUCAUCGUCUGAAAGGAAGAGAUCUUCUUCCACUAGGAAACAUUACGAUUCUGCUGUCAAAGGCAUUGAGACUCUCCAAGUCUCUGACGAAAGGUACCAUUGAUCCCAAUGGUUAGAAGAAGAAGAAAACAUGUAUUUUUUCAGAGAUUAUUAAUCAUAUAGUAUAAAGCUUUGACUCUAUAUUACAGAACCUAGUAAAUUUUCUGAAUUUUUUGUGUUGUUUUUAAUUUUGUUUUUACUUGGGUGUCUUCUUUGUUUUGUAUUUUCUUACUGCGCAGUCAAUGUUUGAAAUUGGGAUUCAUUGUAUGUUUUA